This is a messenger RNA of Drosophila busckii, 3677 nucleotides long. It is a transcript of the gene Myo31DF, whose product is annotated as unconventional myosin ID. Gene Ontology annotation, cellular component: microvillus; vesicle; cytoplasm. The transcript has 8 exons. Gene Ontology annotation, molecular function: ATP binding; actin filament binding; microfilament motor activity. The coding region runs from base 260 to 3292 and encodes 1010 amino acids. The record is from RefSeq and is a predicted model, not a curated record. Gene Ontology annotation, biological process: actin filament organization; vesicle transport along actin filament. NCBI's taxonomy places the organism in Eukaryota, Metazoa, Arthropoda, Insecta, Diptera, Drosophilidae.
AAAAUUAUAAGAAACGCGCGAGCAGCGGACAAACAAACAAAACAAAAGAAACGAAACGAAAGAAUAAUUUUCGAUUCUGUUUUGUUGCGCUGAUCUUGAUUGCUGCUGAUCUCUUUAUACCUGAGUUUUGCCCUCGCAGCCGGCACGUUCUUGAACAUACCCCGCUCACUCUCUGACGCGCGCGCGCUCAAACUACGGAUUUCUCUCUCUCUCUCUCUCUUGGUGCGUUGGCUGAGCAAAACAAAAACGCGCAAACAUCAUGGCCAUGUCAAAGGAGGCGGGCGUGCAGGACUUUGUGCUGCUCGACCAGGUGAACAUGGAGAAGUUUAUGGACAACUUGCGCAAGCGCUUCCAGGUGGGCUCCAUUUACACAUACAUCGGCGAGGUGUGCGUCUCCAUGAAUCCGUACAGACAGAUGAACAUCUACGGGCCGGAGACCAUACGCAAGUACAAAGGCCGCGAGCUGUUUGAGAAUCCGCCGCAUAUCUAUGCCACAGCCGAUGCGGCAUACAGAGUGCUCAAGCAGCGCCACCAGGACACCUGCAUACUCAUCUCGGGCGAGUCCGGCGCGGGCAAGACCGAGGCCUCCAAGAUCAUCAUGAAGUACAUUGCGGCCGUGACCAAUGCGCAGGGACAAAACGAAAUCGAACGUGUGAAGAACGUGCUAAUCCAGAGCAAUGCGAUAUUGGAAACAUUUGGCAACGCCAAAACGAAUCGCAAUGAUAACUCGAGUCGCUUUGGCAAAUACAUGGAUAUUGAGUUCGAUUACAAGGCGGAUCCGGUGGGUGGCAUAAUCACCAACUAUUUGCUGGAAAAGUCGCGUGUGGUGCAGCAACAGCCGGGGGAGCGCAAUUUCCACAGUUUCUAUCAGUUGCUGCGCGGCGCCAGCGACAACGAGCUGCGUCAGUAUGAUCUACAAAAGGAGACAUCAAAGUAUCAUUACUUGAACCAAGGCAGCAUGGACAUACUCAGCGAGAAGACGGACUACAAGGGCACUACGUUUGCUUUCAAGACGCUCGGCUUCCAGGCGGAUGAAGUGCACACCAUUUGGCGCACCAUUGCCUCGAUACUGCAUCUGGGCAAUGUGGAGUUUCAAACUAUUGAGGAUGAGCUGGUGAUCACCAACAAGACGCAUUUGCAGUCGGCGGCCAAGCUGCUGCAGGUCACGGAGUCGGAGCUAUCUGCUGCUUUGACCAAGCGCACAAUUGCCGCUGGUGGCAAUGUCAUGAAGAAGGAUCACGAUGCAACGCAGGCGGAGCACGGCAAGGAUGCGCUGGCCAAGGCCAUCUAUGAUCGCUUGUUCACUUGGGUCAUCUCACGCAUCAAUCGCGCCAUUCUCUUCAGAGGCAGCAAAGUGCAGGCCAGAUUCAAUUCGGUUAUAGGCGUGCUGGACAUCUAUGGCUUUGAAAUCUUCGACUCGAACAGCUUUGAGCAGUUCUGCAUCAACUAUUGCAAUGAGAAGCUGCAGCAGCUGUUCAUUGAGCUGGUGCUGAAGCAGGAGCAGGAGGAAUAUCAGCGCGAGGGCAUUGAGUGGACCAACAUUGAGUACUUUAACAAUAAGAUCAUUUGCGAUUUGGUGGAGCAACCGCACAAGGGCAUCAUUGCCAUAAUGGAUGAAGCUUGUCUGAGCGUGGGCAAUGUUAACGACGACACGCUGCUGGGCGCCAUGGAUAAGAACCUGAGCAAGCAUCCGCACUACACCAGUCGCCAGCUAAAGCCGACGGACAAGGAGCUGAAGCAUCGCGAGGACUUUCGCAUUACUCACUAUGCCGGCGAUGUUAUUUAUAAUAUCAAUGGGUUUAUUGAAAAGAAUCGCGAUACGCUGUAUCAGGACUUUAAGCGCCUGCUGCACAACUCCAAGGACGCCAAUCUCAGCGAGAUGUGGCCCGAGGGCGCGCAGGACAUUAAGAAGACCACCAAGCGGCCACUGACCGCCGGCACGCUGUUCCAGCGCAGCAUGGCCGAUCUGGUGAGCACGCUGCUGAAGAAGGAGCCGUUCUAUGUGCGCUGCAUCAAGCCCAACGACAUCAAGAGCAGCAGCAUGUUCGACGAGGAGCGCGUGCAGCAUCAGGUGCGCUAUCUGGGCCUGCUGGAGAAUGUGCGCGUGCGUCGCGCUGGCUUCGUGCAUCGCCAGCGCUACGACAAGUUCCUGCUGCGCUACAAAAUGAUCUCGCAGUACACUUGGCCCAACUUCCGCGCCGGCAGCGAUCGCGAUGGCGUGCGCGUGCUCAUUGAGGAGAAGGGCUUUGCCCAGGACGUCAAGUAUGGCCACACCAAGAUAUUCAUACGCUCGCCCAAGACGCUGUUUGCGCUGGAGCAGCAGCGCAACGAAAUGAUUCCACACAUUGUGACGCUGCUGCAGAAGCAAGUGCGUGGCUGGAUAGCCAGACGCAACUUUAAGAAAAUGAAGGCGGCGCUCACUAUAAUGCGCGCCUACAAGACCUACAAGCUGCGCAGCUAUGUGCACGAGUUGGCGCAGCGCUUCCGCCAUGCCAAGCAGCAGCGUGACUACGGACGCAGCAUACAGUGGCCCAAUCCGCCGCUCUCUGGACGCCAAGCAGCUGUGCGCUUGCAUCGCAUCUUCGAUCACUGGCGCGCUUACAUGAUUCUGCGCAAAUAUCCGCGCAGCGAGUGGCCGCAGCUGCGUCUGCAGAUCAUUGCAGCUACAGCGCUGGCUGGACGUCGUCCCUACUGGGGACAGCAGCGCAAGUGGCUGGGCGACUACUUGGCCAACUCGCUGGACAACAGCGGCUAUGAGGCGUACACAGCUAAUGUCAAGAAUCUGCGCAACAGCGGCGGCGGCGACAGCUUCCGCCAGGUGCUCUUCUCCGGCUUUGUGCGCAAGUUCAAUCGCCACAACAAGCAGGCGGAUCGCGCUUUCAUUGUCACCGAUACCAACAUCUAUAAGCUGGAAGGCAUUAAGAAGAAGUUCAAGGACAUGCAGCGCUCCAUUGCUAUAAAAGAGCUUACCUCCAUCAGCGUUACUCCUGGACGUGAUCAGCUUAUAGUGUUCCACUCGCCCAAGAAUAACGAUUUGGUGUUUUCUCUGCAAGGCGAAACGACGCAGCUGAAAGAAGAUCGCAUAGGCGAACUUGUUGGCAUUGUUUGCAAAAAGUACUACGACGCUACGGGCACAGAACUGCGAGUUAAUGUGGGCAGCAACAUUGCCUGCCGUCUGGGCGAGAAGGCGCGCACCAUUGUCGUCGAGGCUGCUGCCAAUGUGGAGACACCCAACUUUCGUCACAGCGCUGGCAACAUCAUCUUCGAAGUGCCAGCUGCAUACUGCGUUUAAAGCUUUUAACCAAACCCACACACAAAAAUUAACUUUUGUAAAUUAUGCACGCCUUUUUUAAUUGUUUAAAUCUGGCUGGUCACUGUUUUCUGUAGUUGUGCCUAUGUCUAUUGUGUAGCUAUUCUAGCUUUGAUUUGUAAAUUUUUCUAUUAAUAUUUAUGUACUCUAUAAGCAAUAUUUAUAAAGCAUUAAAGCUGGUGGAGCCGGCAGGCGAAAUGAAGCAAAGUAUAACGAGAGAAAGUAUUAAAUGUACUUUGUGCAUUUGUUAAACUCUAGCAUUAGUUAAUAUUAUUUAAGUGCACACAACACAAAAACAAAAAAAGCGCAAAAUUUCAUACAACUUUUGUACUUAAAUACAAUUUUGAUUAACAACGAAGCGUGUGCC